CCUGGAUCCUGUGCACACAGCAGCGGAUGCUCGAUCCCGUGUCCUGUCUGCAUGUUGGAAAGCGCUGGACCACCCAACUAGAAAUCUUAGGCUCGUUCCUGCCUUUUGUUUGCUGGCAAAAAGAGGGGGUACGGUGUGAACUAUGCCCCGGAGAAGCAUAGUGCAAGUCUGUGUGCAAGAUGUGCAGAAGAGGCGCAAUCCCAACAAGCACUAUGUAUAUAUCAUCAAAGUCACAUGGUCCAACGGUUCCACUGAGGUCAUCUUCAGAAGAUACAGCAAGUUCUUUGACCUUCAGAUGCAAAUGCUGGAUAAGUUUCCAGAUGAAGGAGGCCAGAAAGACCCAAAAAGGAGAAUUAUCCCCUUCCUACCAGGAAAAAUUCUCUUCCGAAGAAGCCACAUACGUGAUGUAGCAGUGAGACGCUUAAUUCCCAUUGAUGAGUAUUGCAAGGCUCUCAUCCGUCUUCCACCAUACAUCUCUCAGUGUGAUGAUGUGAUGCAGUUUUUUGAGGCUAGAGUUGAAGACCUUAACCCACCAAAGGAGGAUGUGCCUGGAAGAAAGAAACUGGGGAUUUGCAAGAGCGCAGCACCCUUCUCUACAAGAGGGGGUGGAGACUCUUCAUCGGACGCUCUUGUGCUGGAUCAGUAUGUUGUGGCAGCAGCUUAUGAGAAGCAGGAAAGCUCAGAAAUCAGUCUUCAAGUGGGGCAAGUUGUGGACAUUAUUGAAAAGAAUGAGUCCGGCUGGUGGUUUGUGAGUACCUCUGAUGAGCAGGGCUGGGUCCCUGCAACUUGUUUGGAGGCUCAGGAUGGAGGACAAGAUGAUUUCGCUAUGCAACCUGAAGAAGAGGAGAAGUACAGCGUGAUCUACCCUUAUACUGCAAGAGAUCAAGAUGAAAUCACUCUGGACAAAGGCGGCAUAGUAGAGGUUAUACAGAAAAAUUUGGAAGGCUGGUGGAAAAUAAGAUAUAAAGGUGCAGAGGGCUGGGCCCCUGCUUCCUAUUUGAAGAAGAUUAGUGGGGAGCUGUUGGCCCAGAAACUUGCAGCAGGAUCCAGUGCCAAUUCUAGUGCUCUCGACUUGGAUGGAAUUGCCAGGCAGCAGAGCUAUUCUGGUCGAGAAAAAGAAAUUCCUGGUCAGCUGAGAGAUGGGAGGUUUGAUGCACGCCCUGCCCCUUUUAUGGACAUUAAAAGAAGAUCUCCAACCAUGAGACAAAGACCUCCUCCCCGCCGUGAUCUCACUAUUCCCCGUGGUUUAAAUCUUCCAACACCACCUACACCACCACAUGUGGAAGAAGAAUAUUAUACCAUUGCAGAUUUCCAGACCACCAUACCUGAUGGAAUUAGCUUCCAGGCUGGACUGAAAGUUGAGGUGAUAGAGAAGAAUCAUAGUGGAUGGUGGUAUAUACAAAUUGAUGAAAAAGAGGGAUGGGCACCUGCUACGUUUAUUGACAAAUAUAAAAAAACAAGCAAUGCUUCAAGACCAAAUUUUUUGGCUCCUUUACCUAAUGAAAUGGCACAGCUCUUCUUGACAGAGGGUGGUGGAGAGAACAACUCUUUAGAGGAAGCAACUGGACCAUGUAGACCACUCCCUGAUCCACCACAAAAUGGUACAGACUCAGAACCCAAAUGGCCAAAGGAUUGGAAAUGCAAAGAUCAAGGUCUUAAGAGUGUUGCAAUAAAUGGUAGAGACCAAGGAGUAAAUAAUGUGUACGAGGAGACAGCUGCGGAACAUGUUGAAGAGAAGCCAAGCCUGCCACCAAGGAAAGAGUCUAUGUUGAAAUCCGAAGAUAUUCCUGAAAGACCAAGUUUGCAUCAACUACGCACCCCCCCUCCAAAACCACCAGGCAGUAUAAUAGCAUCUGCCACUCAAAAGCCUCUAAAGGAUGUUAAAAAACCUGAUCUUAAAACUGACAAAGGAAAAAUGUUUCAGUUGAAAAAUGAAAUGGGACUAGAAUGUGGGCAUAAAGUGUCCCCCAAAGAACUGAAAAAGCCUAUUCUUAAACCAGUUGCUAACAAACCCAAAUCAGAGCUUCCAACAGAAAAACCAGAAUUGCCAGUUCCUAACCCAUUCUUGAAAGCCAAACCACAGCUGAGACCUAAGCCAAUCUCUACACCUAAGGGUGAUGCUCAAACUGAAGAUAAAGUUGACAUAUCUAACCUAAGAAGCCGACUCAAACCAGCUGCAAAACUAAGUGAACAAGAACCCAUAGCAUCCAGCGGAGAAGGUGAUGCUACAUUAUAUACUGCAAUUCAUACAGGGCCUGCUGGCAGACCCCAGGAUCGUUCUCAGAAGCAGGAUGAGAUUGUUAGAGAACCUCCAAAAAAAGCUUUACCAGUACCCAUGAGGACUGCUGACACUGAACAAAAAAGUGGAGUGACAUCAGGGAAAGAGCCACCUUCACGACCAGUGGUCCCCCCAAGAAGGCCGCCUCCUCCUAAAAAAGCACUUGCCUCAAGUGACCCUUCAGAAGGGAAACCACAGCAGCAAAAAGAGACGUCCGAGAUUAAAGUUUCUGCAAUAACAAAUAAGCCAAUUUUAAUACCACCAAGGGCCAAACCAUUUAUUCUACCAUCAAACAAUGAUGAGUCCAAAGGGAGAAACAGCUUUGUACCAAAGAUACAAGCAUCAAGGCAGGUAGAGAAAUCUGAAGUUAAAGAGAAGCCAGUCCCCACUGCUGCACCUUCUGAGGUCCCCAAAGAAUCCCACUAUGUAGCAAUUGCUGAUUUUGAUGGGGAUGAUGAUACCAAUAGCUUCAAAGAAGGGACAAUGUUUGAGGUUCAAGAAAAGAGUUCUAGUGGCUGGUGGUUCUGCAGGGUCCUUAGUGGAGCUCCUAUUUGGGAGGGCUGGAUACCUUCCAAUUAUCUAGGAAAAAAGCCCUAGUGGCUCAUUUAGUUUACACAAGUAUUCUAUUUUCAUGUGUAUUUAAUUAGCGGAUUAAUUUAUAGUGUUUACAUAAAUCCCGCUUCCUGCUUUUUUUUUUUUUUAUACAUUCCAUUUUUUUAACUUCACUAUUUUAGAACAACAAGAGAAAUACAUACGACUUGUAUAAAUUAAAUAUUUUUUUCCUUUAAUGGACAAAUAGUAAAUGGAUAUAUUGUCCUGCCCUAACUAUAGUAAAUUGGAUUUUAUAGACAUUUUUAUAAAGUUCAAGUUAGUAAACUAGAAAAUAUAUAAAUCGGUAUUAAAAAAAGAGACAAAAAUGAAUGUGUUUUGUCCUUAACCAUCUGAUUAUUUUGCAGUUUGUUGCAGCCCUUUUUUGGGUAUCAAGGUGUUAGUGUUUUUGGAUGCCAUAGCUUGGAGGUUAUUUUUAUAACCACACACCCAUGAAGCCGCCAUUACCUGGGCCUUAUCCAUCCUCCUCCAGACCAGUUUGGCAGCAUGGCUUCUGCUGGACAUUAUGUAUUUUAAACACUUUAUGAUGGCUAAGAACACAGGAGCAUUAGUGCAAAAAUAAAAUGUUCUAACACAUUAGAAUAUU
Molecule: messenger RNA, 3473 nt
Organism: Bombina bombina (fire-bellied toad)
Lineage: Eukaryota; Metazoa; Chordata; Amphibia; Anura; Bombinatoridae
Gene: SH3PXD2B
Product: SH3 and PX domains 2B
Exons: 14
Coding region: 143-2875 (910 amino acids)
Biological process (GO): superoxide anion generation
Cellular component (GO): cytoplasm
Molecular function (GO): protein binding; phosphatidylinositol binding; superoxide-generating NADPH oxidase activator activity
Source: RefSeq, a predicted model, not a curated record